This is a messenger RNA of Closterium sp. Naga37s-1, 1170 nucleotides long. Lineage: Eukaryota; Viridiplantae; Streptophyta; Zygnematophyceae; Desmidiales; Closteriaceae. The record is from the annotation of a GenBank genome assembly.
AUGCCUGUUGUUGCUCUCGUGUCCUCUUCCCCCUUUCUCAUCGUCUUGCGUUUUUUCGCCUCCCUCGCUGCGUUCCGCCUCCCCUGCGCUCGUUACCGACCGUGCGACGAGCAGCGGCGUUUCCACCAUCGGACUUUCCCGCACGAAUUCGGCGGCGGGGCAGCAACCGCGCCACCACCAGCACCUGCUGCUUCCAGAUUGUCAGCAGCAGCAGAAGCAGCAGCAACAGUAUUGUCUGGGACAGCAGGAUUCGCUAGUGGUGGCGGUGGUGGUGGUGGUUCUGCUGGUCCCGUAUCCUCCCUUUCCCCGCGCGCCCCUUCCCUCGCCCCCGGGGACACCGCCCCCUUGCCCUCGUCCGCUCCCGCGCAAUACCCCUUCCCGCACGCGCACUUCCCCCCGUACUCCUUCCGCCCACCCUCAUCCGCAAGCAGAGCGUCCGCGCUAGCCAGGAGGUCUACCCGCGGGGGGCGGCUGGGCGGAGGCGGAGGGGUGUUGAGGGGGAAAGGGGGAGUAGGCGGGUGGGGGAGCGAGAGUUCCGAUGACAUGACGGCUGCUGCUGCCGCUGCUGUCUCCGCGGCCUCCCCUGUUGCUACGGGCGCUGGCGGAAGCGGAGGUCGCGCGAGCGCGGGGAUGGGCGCGGGCGGGGGGGGUGAGCGGAUAGGGGGCGGGGCUGGAGCGCGCGCAGGUGCUUCUGUGGGCGUGGGAGGGUCGGCGGAUGGGCACAACGGGGUGUUUGUGAACCGAGGCCUUGCCACGUGGGUACACACGCGCCAGCAGUGGAGGACGGGGGGAGGGGCAGGGGGGCGAGCGCAGCUGGAGCAGAGGCAAAGGGGGGGGGUACCGGGGGGGGAGCGGGGGGAAGGGGCAGGUGGCGGAAGGGCGGAUGAUGCUGGCGGUAGUGGUGCAGAGCAGGAGGGGCGUGCAAAGGCAAAGAGUGCAAUCAGUCCCGGCACCACAUACGAGCAGCUCCUCUCCACCAACCGUCCCUUCCCCAACCCUGUGCCUUUGCCCGUUCCCCCCAUCUGCUCCUCCUCGUCUUCCAUAUGCUUUUGUGAGUCUCAGCGUUGUGAUUUCUUCUCGCCCCUCUCUUCUCGUCCCUCCCUUCUCGUCCCUCUCUUCUCGUCCCUCUCUUCUCGUCCCUCCCUUCUCAUCCCUCUCUUCUCAUCCUAA